Loa loa (African eye worm) is the source of this 1367-nucleotide messenger RNA. RefSeq lists its product as hypothetical. The transcript has 8 exons. Gene Ontology annotation, cellular component: endosome; membrane. Gene Ontology annotation, biological process: protein K63-linked deubiquitination. Gene Ontology annotation, molecular function: protein binding; metal-dependent deubiquitinase activity; K63-linked deubiquitinase activity. The record is from RefSeq and is a predicted model, not a curated record. Lineage: Eukaryota; Metazoa; Nematoda; Chromadorea; Rhabditida; Onchocercidae. Bases 100 to 1143 code for a protein of 347 amino acids.
UUGUGGUACGCGAUGUUGUUAUCAAGGAGCGGGGAGGAUGUUAGGGGCCUAUGUGGUGAUGAAGUUUGCGUUAUGGGCCUUUGAUGCAGUUAUUUAGAAAUGGAACGAACUGUGGAUGUGAUAUGUGAUCCGAAUCUUCGGAUGCGGAUUACUUUGAAUAUGGCGGCGACUCAGGAAGUCAGCCCAGCAGUCCCUAUUAAUCGUUAUUAUCGAAGUCUGAAUGAAAUGUAUCGUGUUGCUGGCUUUUGUAUAGAGGAUAAGGAUUACGAACGAGCAUUUAUUUACUAUAUGCGGUUUGUGAGCUUAGCGGUCGAAGGUUUACCGAAACACAAACAGUACAAUGGCUUUUCGUCGGCUGAAAAAACCAAAGCAGAGGCAGUGCUUCGGGAUGCUUUUGUAAAGGCGGAAUCGUUGAAGGAACGCCUAAAAAAGACGUAUGAGGAAGAAGCAGUUCUAGCAAAACAGAGUGCGGAAAGGACUAUUACCGAUAAUGCAGCUUUGAUUGGGAAAAAAGAUGUAUCUUUGGUUCAUAAAGUUGUAACACGCAGUCGGUUUCUCGAAAUAGCUGAUCACAAGAAGUUAGCUUCUACAGCAGUUGUGUUCGAUAGCAGGGAUCUCGCUCGUAAGGAAGUUGUCGUUGCGGGUGACCUCGUGGAAAAUUUUGUGCGCUUGGCACAAAUUAACACGAACCGUAAUGUGGAAACAUGUGGGAUUUUAUGUGGCUCAUUGAUCAGCGGCGGAGUGUGUCGUAUAACACAUGCCGUGAUACCAAAACAAACUGGCGCUGCUGACAGCUGUGACACGCACAACGAAGAGGAAGUAUUUGCAUAUCAGGAUGUCAACAAUCUGAUUACUUUGGGAUGGAUACAUACUCAUCCAUCACAGACAGCGUUUCUUUCUAGUGUUGAUCUUCAUACGCAUUGUUCCUAUCAGCUAAUGUUGUCAGAGGCUGUUGCGAUCGUCGUUGCGCCAAAAUUCAAUGAGGUGGGUAUAUUUCGUUUGUCAGAACGUGGUAUGAAAGAAGUUGGCGGGUGCCGCAAAGUAGGUUUUCAUCCACAUGAAGAUUCUGCAGCUCUGUUUUUUUAUUGUCAUGACGUACGUUUCGAAAAUUCGCUAGCAGCAGUUGUUGUUGAUUUGCGAUGACUCACCGAUUAUUUUUGGGUUAUGUGGAUGAAAAAGAUGCGACCUGAAUCGUCAUUAGUUUUACGCUGAUGUUCUUCAAAUUGUAAAUUUAGAAGUUAUCUAUCUAUCUAUAUAUGAUUUUAAUGAUAAUAUUUAAAAUGUUCUUUGAGACGACUAACAAGAACACUACGAAAAUGUAUUUUUACAGCACAUUUUUAAUUUCUUGUGAAUAAUGAAUUAAUGGC